Molecule: messenger RNA, 498 nt
Organism: Salvia splendens (bonfire salvia)
Lineage: Eukaryota; Viridiplantae; Streptophyta; Magnoliopsida; Lamiales; Lamiaceae
Product: pectin acetylesterase 8-like
Exons: 5
Coding region: 1-408 (135 amino acids)
Biological process (GO): cell wall organization
Cellular component (GO): plant-type cell wall
Molecular function (GO): pectin acetylesterase activity
Source: RefSeq, a predicted model, not a curated record
AUGGAUGCAUGCCUUCUUGCAAGCAGCCUCGGUGUUCCAUUCACUGAAGUUGCUAAUGCAAAGACGAGCAGGUUUAUAUUUAUAAUGUGUAUGGAUGGCUCACCGGCUGGCUACUAUUACUCGGCCGGGUCUGGAGACGGGGCCAAGAAUUGGCUCCUUUUUCUCAUGGGAGGUGGAUGGUGUGAUAACGUUGAUGAUUGCCAAAGCAAACUGAAUCAAUCUUUUGGCAGUAGCAAAUUCAUGCCUUUUACAAAAUUCUCUGAGAUUCUUAGCCCAGACUGCCAAAUCAACCCGGAUUUCUAUAAUUGGAAUAGGAUUUUCGUGGCCUAUUGUGACCAAUCAUCAUUCCUCGGUGACACCGAGUUUGAUGGCCAAGCUAUUCUUUCCGGUAUAUCGGCAAGGGGGUGAGAGGAAGGGAUUUUGCACGCGUGUCGUAGGCGCGUGUUCUUCCUAUUCAACAAUACUUAUACGUUCCCACUUCCCAAAAUACUAUUAAUU